Messenger RNA from Anisakis simplex (herring worm), 1275 nucleotides. NCBI's taxonomy places the organism in Eukaryota, Metazoa, Nematoda, Chromadorea, Rhabditida, Anisakidae. The record is from the annotation of a GenBank genome assembly.
AUGGGUUCGGCGACUGUAUCGCAGCAAAAACAACAACAAUCUGCUUAUCCUAUCGAUCCGACUGGUGCUAGGCCUGGAUCGUUCCCGUCGCAAACUCAAGCUAAUAGCAUGGCUUCGAUGGCGCAAUCACCUGCUUAUGAUCAGUCGUGUAUGACACAAGGUGCAGCAUGCAUGCCGCAGAGCGGUUACAGUAUAAUGCAUCAGCAGCAGCAACAAAUGAUGAUGUCACAAGGAUCAGCCAUGCAAAUGCAAUACCGAUCACAGCAAACUUAUUCAACGAUGCAACAAAUGCGUAUGUAUGGCCAACAGCAACAACGCGCUAUGUUAUUGCAUCAACAACAACAAUUGGCCAAUUCAGCACAGUCUCAACCAGCAGCAAUCUAUGAAAACGGUGCGAUGUAUCCGUACGGUAUCCCUACGGCCACCCAGCGUACACCUGGUAUGCCUGGAAUGUCCGCAAUGGGCACGGGCACAAUGUGUGCCAGUACCCAAAUGCAACGGCAAAUGAUGAUCGCGAAUGGAGGUGGCAUGAUGAUGAUGUCACCGAAUGGUGCGUGUAUGCCCCCGCAUCAAUCCUAUCCACCUCGCGUCCGAAAUCCGCCUUCAGUGAGUCCCGCAUAUCCGCAAGGUACUACCGCAGUACCGGGCUACCCGCAAGGACAAUCCAUGAUGAUCCGUGCCGGUCCACCGAUGCUCUACUCGCAACUGCAACAUGAAAUGACGCGUCAGCAGGUGGUGGCAUACUCGAAUCCGAAUGCGAUAAUGCGACCCGAUCCUUCGGAUCCCAACCUUCGGUGCAUGCCAUCAUCGCAGCCAUCCUUCCCUAAUGAAGCCAAAAUGGCUAUUCCUGUUGAGAUUGUUUUGCGACAGUUUUGCCUCGAUCACAACGCAACAACGUCGGAUUACGGCUUUACAUUAACACAAGAGCGAUUCGAUUCAUUACGAAAGGGCGAACUGGAUUUACAAUUAAAAUGUUUUCAACAUGGUGAUAAAAAACAAUUACAGCAAUACAACGUGUGGCCUACGAUGCCGAAUCGAAGCACUGAAUCGAGUGUUAAACGUCUCUUCAAACUGAACGGCAAUGAUGCACGAUGCGAUAGCAAUUAUUUGCAAAUAACAAUAAAAGGGACUUUCGCGAAGCAUCAAAGAGCAAAACCAUUGAAACACUCUGAAUAUCUCGGACGGAAAAAUCCGAUUCGUGGUCGUAAAAUUGCCUUAUGGAUUGCAAAAAGAAAAAUUUAUGGAUUGGCUGGCGCACAGCUCCCGUCUGACUAA